This is a messenger RNA of Caretta caretta (loggerhead turtle), 9005 nucleotides long. It is a transcript of the gene SSTR3, whose product is annotated as somatostatin receptor 3. NCBI's taxonomy places the organism in Eukaryota, Metazoa, Chordata, Testudines, Cheloniidae. Gene Ontology annotation, biological process: neuropeptide signaling pathway. The record is from RefSeq and is a predicted model, not a curated record. Gene Ontology annotation, molecular function: neuropeptide binding; somatostatin receptor activity. Gene Ontology annotation, cellular component: plasma membrane; neuron projection.
CUCUCCUCCACUCCCCCUCAUUCCUUCUCCGUGUCUGGCUUGCCCUCCGUCACCAUCUGUCACAACCACCCCCUCAUUCCUGUUCUCUCUCUCCCUCCCCCUCUUCCUUUCUCCCUCCCUCCCUCUCUCUCUCCAUCAUAAUCACUCUGGUACUCCCCUCUUUUCCUUCUCCCCGUUCUCCCUCCCCUACCAUUCAUUCUCUCUCUCUUAUUCUCAUGCUCUCUCUCCCCCCCACCCCACCAAGUCUAUGCUGAUUGGCUGAUGGGAUCAUUCCCGGGAGUAACUGACACGCUUGAUAUACCUAACCCUGUCCACCAAGCCCCCACUUCAGUGGGUGGAGAGCUGGAGAGGUGAGUCCUGGCUCCCCUGAGCGGUGCUGGGAGCUGGAUCUGGUCCCUGCAGCAGGCAAGCCCUGGAGACCAGAUGGGAGAGUGUGAACAUCCAGAUGAGGCAGUGCUGGAGGAAGGCAGAAAAGUCCCACCACCUCUGGAACAGCAGAAGAGGUGAGGGCAGCAGGCACCUCUGGAGAGAAGUGUGACAAGCAAUUCCAGCCCCUCAAGGACUCAAACCACACAGAGAUUUCAUUGGGAAAUUGUUUUUAAAGGAGAAGAAACAAUAUGACACACAUUCUCCCUGCGCGUGGAGGAACAUGUAAAUUCCAUUGACGCCUGACCCAGUGGGAGAUCGCCCCAUCCUUCCUCUGCCAUGGACUCUCCUGCUUUCGCCUUCCCCACUCCUGUGGCUUCUGAGGAGGGGAACAUCUCCACCAGCUGGGCAAGUUCUACCCCGGGGAACCUAUCCACAGCUGCCAGCCCGGGCAUGGAUGUCAGCGGAGUCCUCAUCCCUCUGGUCUACCUCAUUGUCUGCGUGGUUGGGCUGGUUGGGAACUCCCUGGUCAUCUACGUGGUCCUGUGCCACUCGGUGAGCGAAUCGGUGACCAACGUCUAUAUCCUCAACCUGGCGCUGGCGGACGAGCUGUUCAUGCUGGGGCUGCCUUUCCUGGCUGCGCAGAAUGCUCUCUCCUAUUGGCCCUUUGGCUCCUUCAUGUGCCGCCUGGUGAUGGCCGUGGAUGCCAUAAACCAGUUCACAAGCAUCUUCUGCCUGACUGUGAUGAGCGUCGACCGCUACCUGGCCGUGGUGCACCCAGGGAAAUCGUCAAAGUGGCGGACGGCCCGCGUGGCCAAGGCCGUUAGCGCCACGGUGUGGGUGCUGUCGUCAGUCGUGGUGUUGCCGGUGGUGGUGUUCUCGAACGUCCCCCUGGGGAUGAGCACCUGCCACAUCCAGUGGCCCGAGCCAGCCUCCAUGUGGAGAGCUGGCUUUAUCAUCUACACGGCCGCGCUGGGCUUCUUCGGGCCGCUGCUAGUGAUCUGCCUCUGCUACCUGCUCAUCGUCGUCAAGGUCCGCUCUUCCGGCCGGAGGGUGCGGGCCCUUUCGGCCAAGCGCAAGCGGUCAGAGCGCAGGGUCACUCGCAUGGUGGUGGCUGUGGUGGCCGUCUUCGUGCUCUGCUGGCUUCCCUUCUACGUGCUCAACAUCAUCAACGUGGUCUGCCCGCUGCCCGAGGAGCCGUCUCUCUUCGGGGUCUACUUCCUCGUCGUGGUGCUGCCCUACGCCAACAGCUGCGCCAACCCCAUCAUCUACGGCUUCCUCUCCUACCGGUUCAAGCAGGGUUUCCGCAGGGCCAUCCUGAGGCCGUCCCGCCGGGUGCAGAGCCAGGAGGUGCAGAGCCAGGCACGCCCCCCAGAGAAGACGGAAGAGGAGGAGGAGGAAGCGGAGGAGAGCGGGGUCAGCAAGAUUGCCCAGAAUGGCAAUGGCAGACAGGAGUGUCCCCUGGCCAGUGCAGCAGCAGGAGGCAGUGAGCAGAAGCCACUCCCGGAGGAGCCUGGGAGCUGUGAUAAACCCAAUGCACUGCACAUCAGUUAUUUGUAGAGAACGGAAGGGGGAGGCUCUGUCCCUCAGUCUCCUGGACACUCCAGUCUGUAUCUGUGGGGGGUUGCGGACUGCGAGGCAGCAAGGUCUAAGGUCUAAGGUUGAAGAUGAGGCGAGCUCGAGGAGUGUUGGGAAGGGCAGAGCGCCUCCUGUGACUUCAGAAAUCCCUGUGGGAGGCGUGGGGCAACAGCAACUGGGCUGGGCUCGGAAGGGGGACUGGAUAAGGGCAGACGGGGGUGGGGAGCUACAGAGAGGAGUCCAGCACUGAAUCCCCCUAUAACCCACAUAGAGUAUUAUGAGUGGUUGCCAAUUACUCUAAUGCCCUCGUCACUGCCCAAGUUGUUCCAGUGUCCAUGGGAACCAGACACUCUGGGGCAGGAUCAUGGGAACAAUUCCCACCCCCCAACAAACACAUAAAGUCUGCCCCCUAGGGCUGUCAUAGAAUCAUAAAAUAUCAGGGUUGGAACGGACCUCAGGAAGUCAACUAGUCCAACCCCCUGCUCAAAGCAGGACCAAUCCCCAAUUUUUGCCCCAGAUCCCUAAAUGGCCCCCUCAAGGAUUGAAUUUACAACCCUGGGUUUAGCAGGCCAAUGCUCAAACCACUGAGCUAUCCCUUCCCACUGUCCUCCCCAGCUGCUCUAGUAUCUCUUGGGGACAGCUCCCCACCUCCUGUAUGAUCUGAUACUGUCUCAACUGCAUGGAAUAUCCUGGUUCUUUAAAGGGUUCUCACGUCCCACCUGCAGACUGUUCUGAUAGGGCUGGUUUAGGACAGUGGAGCAGAGUAUGAGACACACCCUUCCCCAUCUCGAGAUCCCAGGGUUUCAUGGUGUUAUUGUGCCCUGGUGGACGACUGAAGAAGACCAAGAGGCCACGGGUUGGGGGCAGGGCGUUCUGCAAGCUGUAAUUUCCACCACCCUCCUCCAUCUUAUCACGAAUAGACAUAAAGAUUUAGGACCCCGUGAACAAUUUCAAAGGAUCAGUCUGUGUGGUGUGCGUAUGAUUGUGCUGGGAGGAUGAGGGCACAUGUGUGAAAAACGGGGGUGGCUGUGGGCAGGGGGGCAGCUGUGUGGGAGUUAGGGUUGCCAGGUGGCUGGCUUUUGACUGGAAAGUCCAGUCAAAAGAGGACCUGUGCAGUGUCUGGGGGUUUUGGACACCAAAAGUCCGGUUACCGCACUGACCAGCCUCCGCUGCCGGGUGGGUGGGAAGAGCAGCUGCUGCUGGAAAAGCUCAGUUGAUGGACUGGAGAGAAGCUUAAGAACUGGCUCCCAGCUCCGGGGGAGAGGAGGUAGGUACCGCCUUCUCAGCUGGGGCUCGCUCCACCCUCCCAUGUCCCCUCACUCUUGCUCCAGGGACUGACACCCCCCUCUGCUGGGCCCCUGAUUGUCCCCUGCCCUGCCAUGCCCCAAUUGGGCAAGCAGGCAGGCUCCAUGUCAGCUCCUCCCAGCCCGCUCUGCAGGUGGCAGACGAGUCCCAUGGGAGAGUGGAGCGAGCGACUGGGAGGAGGCUGUAGUGUCUGGUUUUUAAAAAAUUGGAAAGUUGGCAACCAUACUGGGAGUGAGGGUGUGAAUUUUUGAGAAUAUGGUAAUGCCCAUAUAGCUGUAUGGUGGGCAGAUUUGUGUGUGUGUGUACAGGGGUUCGGGACUGUUUUUUCCGUGGGUGUGUGUAUGUGAGGUUUUUGUACAGGUACAAGGACUGAUUUUGUCUCUGUGGGGGUGUUUGUACAGGUGCAGGGGUUGAUUUGUCUUUGGGUGUCUCUGUGGGGGUGUCUGUACAGGUGCAGGGGGUUGAUUGUCUCUGUGGGGGUGUCUGUAUGGGUGCAGGGGGUUGAUUUGUCUCUGGCAGUGUCCGUGGGGUGUCUGUACAGGGGUGGGAGCGCAUGGGUACGAAGGUGGAUUUAUCUGCAUGUGUGUGGUGGAGAGGUGGCUACAUAUGGGGGUGUAUGUGUGAGCAUCUCUCCCUCUCCCUUGCUCCAUUCCUGCAGGUUCUGAUAAAUGCCUCUCCCCAUAUCUUGAACUUUUCUAUAAAUGCUGUUGCUAAGAUACAGCGAUCAGUAAGAGCGACUUUAAAUCCAGAGUCUUCGGUAGGAUUCUGGGCACCUUCCUCCAGGGGCGGCUUUGGGGAAAUUGGAGGCAGCGUGGGCGUGUGUGUGUUAAAGACCAGCCAAAAGGAGAAAGUGCUCCAAGAGAUAAGGAAGAUCCUGCGGGAUGUGUAAACGGUGUCUCUCUGGGGCAGAAAUACUUUUCAGUUCAAGGGGCAUCUCCGAGAGGGAGGGGGCAAGACUGUGAGGGGCUAGUUGUAUCAUCGUAGGGAGCAGCCACAAGACCAAAAACACAGAACAGAUUUGAAGCCAGGGUAGAAAAAUGCAGUGGGAACAGCAGAGAAAGCAGGCUUGAAUGGUAAGAUCAGCCGCACAAUGGAAUCACGUUCCUGAGGAACAAAUUCACUCAGAAUCAAUAUGUGGCUAAAUGAGAACUUGUUGGUCACUGUGGCGAUACCCAAGCCCAGGGAAAGCAGCCAGGGCUGGGCAAGGAGUGUACUAGGGUGGGUGUCUUCCAGCUGGACUGGCUGUCAAGGAGGGUUAACAGAUACUGACCCAGCUGUCUUGGUGCUGGAUUGUCUGUGACUGGGGGUGGGGUUAGGGCUGAUACCCCUAACCCUGCAGUCCCAGCACUGGACUCUCUGUGAGUAAUAACCCUCCCCCCACCCCAGGCCCAUCGUUUCUUCUCUUUGAACCCAGUGUCUUGGUACCAGACAAUCCAUGAGUGAAGAGUAAUCCCCACAAAUCCCCUUUUCUGAUUCCUGAAGCAUCCACCCUUGUGCCAGAUAUUGCAAGACUCUCUUUGGUGAAAUGCAUUCCCUUUGCUUGGCUGGGAAAGGGGUGCACGUAUAAAGAUAGGUAUAUAUCACAACGUGAGAUUUCAGGGCCUUAGCAUCUGAUCUCUUUCCUUGUAAAUCACUUGUUGUGGUGACUCUUCAUGUCCCCUCCUUUCUCCUAUAUCUCUGGAGGCUCAAUCCAUGCAGAGAUACACUCUCAUGGACUCUAAUGCAGUCUGCAGUCUAAGGAGCAAACCCACAGCAAUUGCAGGGAGUUAGCCAAUCUCAGUGGCUAGCCAAAAAGGCCAUUCUGACUGUGGAAAGAAUUCCAGCUGUCAUCUGGUCACCAGGAAGAGACGGGAUCAUGAGAUCCCCACCAAACCAUGACGAUCUUCCAGAGCUCCCGUCUAUGGCAUGGUAUAAGAGACAACAGGUACUGGAGAGGAAAGGGCCUAGAUUCCACAAUGAUAGAGGUAAAUAGAAAAGGAGUACUAGUGGCACCUUAGAGACUAACCAAUUUAUUUGAGCAUAAGCUUAUGAAGUGAGCUGUAGCUCACGAAUACAGACUAACACGGCUGCUACUCUGAAACCUGUCAUUAUGAGAGGUAAAUAGGUAGAUGUCUUGAUCCUGCUAUUAGGUGGUAUCACAGCAAGGGCAAUGCUGGGUAAUUCUGAAGCAAAAAGGACUGCUGGAAGACAGUAGUGAAGAUGGCAUUGGACUUCUGGGAAGGGAGGCAGCUGAUGGCUUAUUUCUGAGCAAUGAGUGGAAUGAGUGUAACAGCCGGGAGAGGACACAGCAGGAGAGAGGCAGCUCAGAGUACAUGGAGAGCAGACACAUGAAGGUUUCCCAUCUCCUUUUAGACUGGCUACAUGACUGCUCUAGCUCCUGGCUUGGGGAGGGAGGGAUCCCUGGCUGUCAAUUAUAUUAUCAAUGUACUAUGCAUGCCACCUGGGCCAUAGGAUGAAGUAGAAACCCUUUGCCAGAUUCAUGGAUUAGGGGGAACAAAUAGAAAAUGAAAAACAAAUCUUUUUUUUUUUCAAAAAGUCAGAAAAAAAAUUAAAAUAAAAAAUUGUCUGCAGAACUUUCCCUUGUUGAUGAAAAGGCUGGUUUUCAUUGAGGGGGUAGGGGAGUGAAAAAUUUCAGCUAGUUCUGUCCCACAGCCCUACCUGCCCCUGUUCCUCUCACUGCUGAGUUCACAGCUGCAGUCUGCUUGUGCUGCCGUGUGCAAAUUGCUAAUUGCAUUCAUGUGGCUGGCCCUGUGCAUCCCUUCUGGUUUGGGCCCUGCAGUGGGCUGGCUCUGGGAAAGAUAGGGGCUGAAGUCAUGCACAGCAGCUAGUUGAAUUCUGGACAUGUUCAGGGGGAUUUGUUCUAAUCAGACGUGGAAAUGGAUUUUUCUAUUCUGGCUGCAGAGAAACAGAGAUAAGGGUGCCAUCAAACCCUCCGCCACACAAAGGGUUUCAUUCUUAUCACGUAGAGACUAGAGCUGCAAGUCUAGCAGAGGCCACAGCUCUUCCAGCAGCCCCUGCAAUGCCUCUUUCCUGCUUGUAUUUGAUCAUAGUCAGGGUGCUUAGAAAUAAAAGGACCCCGUUCUGCUGGCACUGCAAGAAUGUGUGUGUGCGCUUGCCAGCAUGCGCAUGCGUGUGUGUAUUUAAAGCAGGGCUCUGAUUACUGACCUUGAAAAUAUACUCACAACACAACACCCUAUGUACCCCCACUAAGCCACAGUCUGCACCCACACAGUCACUGAGCUGUACCUACUCCCUGCUCGACCAUACCCUGCUGCUGUAACUUUGUUGAAGAGAACUUUGCAGAGAUGAAAAGGGCCACGUGGAGGGGUUCAGCCUCACUGAGGGGAGGGCACGUUACAAGGCUGUGCUGCUUACACAGCCUGCACUUGAUAUCCUUCUCAGCUAUUUUCAGGAAGCCAUUGUUUACACGAUCCGUAUGGUAAAACAGCAGCUCCGAUAAGGUGAAUGGCAAACCCACGCAGGCACAUGGCAUGUGCCUUCGCUUCUGAAUUGUUUGGAGCAUGGGUCAAGGCUGCAGGCUGGGGGUGGUUUCUAAACAGUUCUUGAUGCAGGAGAACCAAACACACAAAAAUGCAGAGAGAUGUGAACAGAUUAGAUGCUCCCUGAUCUCCUGGGGAAUGCAAUAGCGAACUGAAACCCUUUAUCUGCUUGAACGAGGGGAAAAUAUGCAAAUAUUUGCUCGUGAAAACUUAGUGUUCUUUGCCUUCCCAAGCUUAAAAUAUGCAAAUGCAAACAUAAGGCACCCACCUUGCACAGAUCUCACACCCAGACACACAAAACCCCCGGCACAGAAACACAGACGCAGCGCCCAUCUAAACACAUGCACGCUCAGCGUAACAGGUACCAUCUAAUAAGUAUACACUCCCCCUGUGGGACACAAAUGCAACCCUAAAAAUAUACACACAGAUGCAUACAUGUAAAAACAUAUCAUAGAAUCAUAGAAUAGCAGGGUUGGAAGGGACUUCAGGAGGUCAUCUAGUUCAACAUCCUGCUCAAAGCAUAUAUGUGCAUGCUAACUCAUGUAUGGUGCCUAGGCAGGCAUUUAGAAACACGCUUGCAACACAUCCUGUUCCCUGCAAAUGGUGUUAUAUCAGCAUCUCCAGUUAAGUGAGGAGCAAGGGGCUGUAGUACAGGAAGACACCUUGCCUAGCACAUUCUGUGCCUGUUGUCGGCCAUAGGUACAGCUGCACCCAUGUUUUUAAGGCCUGCGGUAGGCAGGGCUAAACUGCUUGGGCACCAUGGCUUCAUCCGACACUCACUGCAAUAAAUGGUAGUCUUUCCACUGACCAUAGUGGGAUUUGGGCUGAGCCCCAUGCGAAGAAGACUUACAGCGUUGCCAAGACAGGCAGCUGCACUUCCUGCUCACAACCGGGCCCAGAACAUGCCAGUGUGGACAAGGCUUGAAGCAGAGAGAAAAUCUAAUCACGCCUGUAAGUGCUGCUCCCCGUUUCUCCUGCAGGGGGAGCUAUUUGCUCACAUUGGCCCCUAUCCCGCUACACCUGCCCCCCCUGCAAUAUCAGGGCUGCCCAGUUCCCAGCACAGCUGUCAAGGCAGAUUUGAGGGGGCAGGAGUAGGGGUGAGCAAGGCCCAAACCAUGAGAUUCCCAUUACUCCCUUGCAGACAGUUCCUAGCGGUGGCCAAGGUAACACUACCACACGUGCUGGCCAACACAAAGCAAGCAGAAUAUUUCCUCAGGGUGGGAGGUGGGUAGUUCUGUCCUGCAGAAGUGGGGUCUCCCCACCUGGAGGCGCCCUGUGCUGGGAGGGGCACAGUCUCCUCCACUCUGAAAAUGUGGAAUUGUGCAGGGCAGCUGACUGUGGGGCUGGGCAUGGCUUUGGGGCUGGGCAUGAGGCGAGUGGGAGGAGAGUGGGUCAUGUGAGCAAAUGGGACCCCUGUGUGAAGAGCCAGGACUGAGCAAACGGCUUAGAUGGCAACCCAAACCAGCCCUGCACUCCAGCUAUCUGUGAGACCCCUCUCAUUUAGGUGACUUUAAUGUGCUCCUUGCUGGGGGGGCCUGGGCAAAAGGCCCUGCAAAUGGGGCAGAUGCAGGGGUGCAACGUCACCGCCUGUGCACCACGAAGCAAGUGCGUUCGCGCUGAGCUGCUGCACAGGAAGAACAGACGAAAGCAGAAGCAAACCUGGACGCAGGCAGUGCUUUACAUUUUCCAAAGGCGCCCUAAAAUCCUGCAGCUGCCCUCCCUAGGACAUGGACCAGUCUGGGGCUCUCCUUCGCUGUCAUUUCAGGCUCCAUCUAGCCUUAAUUCAUCCUCCGGCAGAGCUGUGGAUGGCACUGCACUGGGUGCAUAAAACACAGGCCUCGGAGGGUCUACUAACAUGAAGUAAUUUAGCCUCAUAACAUCCCUGCAAGGUAAGAAUUAGGGCUGAGAUGAUCAGAUGUGACUAGUAAUUCUGGGGGCCCAACCUGAGCUGCCUUAAAGGGGCCUGGCUGUCAGAGGGCAGGAGCUCAGCACUUCCUGACAAUCAGGCCCCCUUAUGGUGUCUUUUGGGUACCUAAAUAUUCAGGUACCUAAAAUGACUGGUCAUUUUUCAAUAUCUUGGCCUAUUGGCCCAUUUCACUAAGGCCAGGAGAGCCUAAGUGACUUGCCUGUAACACAGUGAGUUAGUGGCAGGGCUGGGAAGAUAACAGAGGAUUAACAACUCCCUGCGCUGACUAUUAGAAAGCACUCACUCCUUUCCAGGACAGAGCUGGCUCUGCUUCUAAGGAGUAGGCCCUG